Messenger RNA from Echinostoma caproni, 2598 nucleotides. The record is from the annotation of a GenBank genome assembly. NCBI's taxonomy places the organism in Eukaryota, Metazoa, Platyhelminthes, Trematoda, Plagiorchiida, Echinostomatidae.
AUGAGUCACGAAUCCGAGUCCCACGUGAAAAUUUCGCGAACCAUCUACCGGGGUGUUUCACCCAGCACGACCCGAUUGGAGAGCCGAGUUCGUGAGUUGGAAGAUAUGCUUGAUUUGGAACGAGAUGCCCGAGUCCGUGCCGAACGUCACGCUGCUGAUAUGAGCUUCCAGAUCGAUGCCUUAUCCGAACGUCUAGAUGAAGCCGGUGGUAGCUCAAGCCAAACACAUGAACUUCUUAAACGACGUGAGAUGGAAAUCAACAAACUGCGCAAAGAUUUGGAGAAUUCUAACGCCGCCCUCGAACUUGCUGAGACCUCAAUGCGUCGUCGUCACCAGAAUGCCCUGAAUGAGUUGGCAGCCGAAGUCGAGAAUCUGCAAAAGCAGAAGGGCAAGGCCGAGAAGGACAAGAAUAGCCUUAUCAUGGAAGUCGACAACGUUUUGGGUCAACUCGACGGCGCCCUGAAAGCCAAGCAAUCGGCCGAAUCGAAAUUGGAAGGCUUGGAUAGCCAACUGUCGCGCUUGAAGUCUCUCACCGAUGACUUGCAACGCCAACUGACCGAACUGAAUGCAGCCAAAUCUCGUCUGACCUCGGAGAACUUUGAACUGUUGCACGUCAACCAGGAAUAUGAAGCUCAGGUGUUGAACCUGUCGAAAGCCAAAUCCGCUUUGGAAAGCAAUGUUGAGGAUCUGAAACGCUCCUUGGAUGAUGAGGCCAAGAACCGAUUCCAACUUCAAGCUCAACUGACUUCCUUGCAAAUGGAUUAUGACAAUUUGCAAGCCAAAUACGACGAGGAGAGCGAAGAAGCUAGCAAUCUACGCAACCAGGUGUCCAAAUUCAAUGCAGAUAUGGCCGCACUGAAAUCCAAAUUCGAGCGUGAACUGAUGGCCAAGACCGAGGAAUACGAAGAACUGAAACGCAAACUCACUCUGCGCAUCACCGAAUUGGAAGACACAGCUGAACGCGAACGCGCUCGUGCAGCUAACUUGGAGAAGAUCAAGACCAAACUCACCAUCGAGAUCAAGGACUUGCAGGCGGAAGUUGACAACCUCUCUGCCGAAAAUGCUGAACUGGUCCAUCGUGCCAAAGCCGCCGAAAACUUGGCCAACGAACUGCAACGCCGUGUCGAUGAACUGACCAUUGAAGUGAACAACCUGCACUCUCAGAACAGCGCCUUGGAGGCCGAAAACAUGCGACUGAAGAGCCAAGUAAACGACCUGACCGACAAAAUCGCCAACUUGGAUCGUGAGAACCGACAACUGUCUGAUCAAGUUAAAGAGCUCAAAUCGACCCUGCGUGAUGCCAAUCGCCGCUUGACUGAUUUGGAGGCUCUCCGCUCGCAACUUGAGGCUGAACGUGACAACUUGGCUUCUGCUUUGCAUGAUGCUGAGGAGGCUUUGCGUGAGAUGGAUCAGAAAUACCAGGCUAGCCAGGCUGCCUUGAACCACCUCAAAUCGGAAAUGGAACAGCGACUGCGCGAGAAAGAUGACGAACUGGAGGCUCUGCGCAAGAGCACCACUCGCACCAUUGAAGAACUAACCGUGACCAUUACCGAGAUGGAAGUGAAAUACAAAUCCGAGCUGUCUCGAUUGAAGAAGCGUUACGAAGCCAACAUUGCGGAGCUCGAAAUGCAACUGGAUGCUGCAAACAAGGCUAACGCUAACUUGAUGAAGGAGAACAAGACUCUUGCCCAACGCGUCAAGGAUCUUGAGGCUUUCUUGGACGAGGAGCGCCGUUUGCGAGAAGCAGCUGAAAGCAACCUUCAGGCAAGUGAACGCAAACGCAUUCAAUUGGCCAGUGAAGUUGAAGAGCUCCGUGGUGCUUUGGAGGCUUCCGAUCGUGCCCGAAAACAUGCUGAAAACGAAAUGUCUGAGGCUCAAGCCCGUGUGAGUGAACUGACAAUGCAAGUAAAUACCCUUACAAACGAUAAACGCCGUCUGGAAGGUGACAUUGGAGUGAUGCAAGCCGACAUGGACGAAGCAAUUAAUGCAAAACAGGCUGCUGAAGAUCGUGCCACCCGUUUGAACACUGAAGUUCUGCGCCUCGCUGACGAACUCCGCCAGGAACAGGAGAACUACAAACAUGCUGAAGCAUUGCGAAAGCAAUUGGAAAUCGAGAUCCGUGAGAUCACUGUCAAAUUGGAAGAGGCUGAGGCUUUCUCUGCUCGCGAAGGACGACGCAUGGUGCAAAAACUGCAGGCCCGUGUGCGUGAAUUGGAGGCUGAAUUCGAUGGUGAAUCUCGUCGCUGCAAGGAAGCAUUGGCAUCAGCCCGCAAGUUCGAACGCCAAUACCGAGAACUGCAAACCCAAGCUGAGGAUGACCGACGCAUGGUUCUUGAAUUGCAAGACCUCUUGGAUAAGACUCAGAUCAAGAUGAAGGCCUACAAGCGUCAGUUGGAAGAAGCCGAGGAAGUGUCUCAGAUCACCAUGAACAAAUACCGCAAAGCACAGCAACAGAUCGAAGAGGCGGAACACCGUGCAGAUAUGGCCGAACGCACUGUCACCGUACGUCGUCUUGGUCCCGGUGGUCGCGCUGGAUCCGUGGUUCGUGAACUUUCCGUUGUGACCAGCCGUGGUGCGCGAGCAACCAGCAUGAUGUAA